AUCUAUGGUAGUCUGAUUAGUCUGAUACAGGCUUUAUCUUAGUGUUGUUAGAGGUUAGAGUGUUAGAGGUUAGAGUGUUAGAGCUGGAAGCAAGUAUCGCAGCAACCCUAGUUGGAAGUUGGAAGCAUUCUCAAAAAGAAAAAAACUAAAAAGAAGAGUGGAAUAUUUUUUGAUGGGAUAUUUUAUUUGCACGAAAUAAGGAGAUUCGCGAAGAUUUUAUAAUGAAAUUAUAAAAUAAAAUAGAAUUGAGAGAAAACAUGAGUGGUCAUAUUGCACCAAGUAAGUCCACUGUUUAUAUGUCGAAUUUACCGUUUUCCUUAACCAACAAUGAUAUACAUCAGCUGUUGGACGGUUAUGGAAAAAUUGUCAAAGUAACGAUAUUGAAAGACAAGGUAACGCGACGUAGCCGCGGUGUCGCCUUUGUGUUAUUUCUUAAAGCAGAAGAUGCCGUAUCCUGCGCGAAAGCCCUCAAUAACAAAGAGAUACUUGGUCGAACUGUGAAAAGUUCCAUUGCAGUUGACAAUGGUCGUAGCACUGAAUUCAUACGACGCAGAGAUUAUCCGGACAAAUCUCAGUGUUAUGAAUGCGGACAAGAUGGACAUUUAUCUUAUUGCUGCAGCAACAAUGUAUUAGGUCCCAGAAAACCGCCACCAAAAAGAGUCAGGAUACGAAAGAAGAAUGUGAAGCAAGAGAAGUGUGAUACUAGUUACCUCGAUACUGAUAGUGAUGAAGCGACGAGAAGACCAAGGCGAAACACCAAUGACGUCGAUGAUGUCGAUGACGAUACGGAAGAGGAGCCUGAAACACUAAGCGCUGUCAUUGCAUUUGAGCAAAGACAGAUUGAAUUGGAACAUAGUCAAACAACAAACGAAUGUAAUAGAAAAGAAAGUUUAUCUGUACCAAAAAAACGUUAUAAAAAGCAUCACUAUUUUAGCGACGAAGAAUAUUUCAGUGAAUAAUAUAUAUUAUUAUAUGACAUCAAUAAUAUAUAAUAUUGGAAAUAUAAAUAAUAAUUAAAAGUGAUUACUGUAAAUUAUUAUAAAUAAUACUUCUAAGGGUUAGAAAAUUACAUAUUUAUUUAUUAGCUUAAGAGAAAUUCAACGAAUUAAUAUUUAAAACUCGUGACAUAAAAUGUUUAAAUCAUACUUUUGUAUUGGUAGAUCUUUACCUUUUCUUGGUUGUUAAAUAUUCAUUGUAACUUUUAAAAUUUAUUGAUAUUUUCUAUCCGAUUGAAAAUUCAAUGAUUAAUAAAUAUUAUAUUAAUAAGUGA
Messenger RNA from Formica exsecta, 1270 nucleotides. RefSeq names its product zinc finger CCHC-type and RNA-binding motif-containing protein 1-like. Gene Ontology annotation, cellular component: U12-type spliceosomal complex. The record is from RefSeq and is a predicted model, not a curated record. Lineage: Eukaryota; Metazoa; Arthropoda; Insecta; Hymenoptera; Formicidae. The transcript has 4 exons. The coding region runs from base 258 to 959 and encodes 233 amino acids. Gene Ontology annotation, biological process: mRNA splicing, via spliceosome. Gene Ontology annotation, molecular function: RNA binding; zinc ion binding.